Molecule: messenger RNA, 1104 nt
Organism: Adineta ricciae
Lineage: Eukaryota; Metazoa; Rotifera; Eurotatoria; Adinetida; Adinetidae
Source: the annotation of a GenBank genome assembly
AUGGACCGUAGUGUGGCUUUGGUGUACGCGGAUGAUACAAAAUCAACAAAUCGCCACGUGAAAGGAGUUUUAUUUGAAAUUGAUGCUAACCCUGAACUUUUCGGUAUUCAACCAUUUGCUAAUAUUUCUUCCAUCAGUCAAUUUGAAGAUGAAGCGGAAGUGUUAUUUGCGCCGGGAUCAAUCUUUCGAAUUGUUCAUAUUUUUUCUGAUCAUAGCAUGUGGAUCAUUCGAAUGGUAUUAUGUGGCGAUAAUGAUCAUGAUUUAACACCCAUAUUGAAUCAUAUGAAAAAAGAGUAUACAGAUAAUGCAGAAACUCAUGUUGGUUCAUUGGGUUGUAUACUGGUUAAAAUGGGGAAAUUUGAUCAAGCUAAAAGAUAUUUAGUUCGUUGUUUUGAAGAAUUACCUCCCAAUCAUUAUAAUACUGGUGUUUGCCACCAUUAUCUAGGUAUAAUAGCUUCUGAAAAAGGCGAUUAUGAUUCUAAUCUUGAAUGUUACAAUAAAUCAUUGAAGAUCAAAAGACUUUAUCUAGCGGCUGACCAUCCUAGUAUUGCAAUGACUUACAAUUGUCUUGGAAGUAUUUACUUAGCCAAAGGUGAAUACACCCAGGCGAUUGUCUCAUACAAUAAGUCAUUGAGAAUUUUUAAAAGAAAACAUGGCAUCAAUCAUAUUAAUAUAGCGGAAUGUUUUAGUAAUAUUGGUUGUGUCUAUUUCAAGCAGAAAAAAUAUUUCGAAGCACAAGAUUAUUACCGAAACGCAUUAACCAUUCAGCAACAACAGCUUCCUUCGAAUCAUUAUCAUAUUGGCGAAUCGUAUGUCAAUCUUGCUGGUAUCUCUUGGAUUUUCGGUGAACUCGAGUCCGCAUUGAAAUAUUACAAAAACGCACUUGAUAUAUUCCAGAAAUCCCUUCCUGAUCUUCAUCUACGUCUGGCAUUGGUAUACCACGGUAUGGGCGCAGUUUAUGUGAAAAAAAAGCAAUUUCAAGAAGCACUAUCAAAUUUUGAAAGAGCGGCCGAUAUUUGGCGUCAUAUAUUACCUUCCAAUCAUCCUCAUUCGAUUAAAGUCACGCGAAACAUUCAGUAUUGUCGUCAUAAACUUAAUCAAUAA